CGUCACUCGCUUUCUCUUCAGUCACUUCCUUUCCAUAAACCCUAAGACUUUUCUUCUCUUCUCUCGUUCCCCCAUCUGUAAAAUACACUUACAGACACAGCGAAAAUGAGCUUCGCAGCGUACAAGAUGAUGCACGCGCCAACAGGAAUCGAGAAUUGCGCGUCGGGUUUCAUCACGCAUUCCGCCGCCGACUUCGCGCCACAGAUACCUCCCAUUCAAACCGACGAUCUCGAUUCCGACUGGCCUGCUGCCAAGGCCACGGGCCCAAUCCCCAACCUCGUCGUCACGGCGGGCAAUGUGUUGGAGGUUUACGUGGUUAGGGUUCAAGAGGAAGGGGCUACGGGCAGGGAAUCAAAGGGCCCGGUACAAGCCAACCGUGGCGGCGUGAUGGCCGGCUUGUCCGGUGCGUCGCUCGAACUCGUCUGCCAUUACAGGCUGCACGGGAAUGUUGAAGCAAUGGCAGUAUUGUCUGUGGGAGGUGUUGAUGGUGGUAGAAAAAGAGAUUCGAUCAUCUUAACAUUCCGAGAUGCUAAAAUUUCAGUUCUAGAAUUUGAUGACUCGAUCCACGGACUCCGAUCAAGCUCUAUGCAUUGUUUUGAGGGUCCAGAUUGGCUUCAUCUGAAAAGAGGAAGAGAAUCUUUUGCAAGAGGCCCAUUAUUGAAGGUUGACCCCCAGGGCAGGUGUGCCGGGGUUCUUGUUUACGGUCUACAAAUGAUAAUACUGAAAGCUGCUGAGGCUGGUUCUGGUUUGGUUGGCGAAGAGAAUGCUUUUAGUUCUGGAACUGCAGUCUCUGCUCGUAUUGAGUCUUCAUAUGUAAUCAAUCUACGAGAUCUGGACAUGAAGCAUGUAAAGGAUUUUAUAUUUGUUCAUGGUUACAUUGAGCCUGUGAUGGUUAUCCUCCAUGAAAUGGAGCUGACCUGGGCUGGGCGUGUGUCAUGGAAGCAUAAUACCUGUAUGGUUUCUGCACUUAGCAUUAGCACAACUUUGAAGCAGCAUCCUCUUAUAUGGUCAGCUGCUAAUCUCCCACAUGAUGCAUAUAAGCUUCUUGCUGUGCCAUCUCCAAUUGGUGGAGUUCUUGUCAUUAGUGCAAAUGCCAUACAUUAUCAGAGUCAGUCAGCAUCAUGCAUGUUGGCUUUGAACAACUUUGCUGUUUCCGUUGAUAGCAGUCAAGAGAUGCCAAGAUCAAGUUUUAAUGUGGAGCUUGAUGCUGCCAAUGCUACUUGGUUAUUGAAUGAUGUGGUUGUGCUGUCGACUAAAACAGGGGAGCUACUUCUGCUGACACUUGUUUAUGAUGGACGGGUUGUGCACAGACUUGAUCUUUCGAAGUCCAGAGCUUCUGUUCUUACUUCGGACAUGACCACCAUUGGCAACUCGUUAUUCUUUUUGGGUAGUCGGUUGGGCGAUAGUUUACUCGUGCAGUUUUCUUGUGGUGGCAUGGGAACGUCACCAUUGCCUCUUGUUUUGAAGGAUGAGGCUGCAGAUAUUGAAGGAGAUGUCCCUUCAGCGAAGAGAUUACGGAGAUCACCUUCUGAUGCUUUACAAGAUAUGUUUAAUGGUGAAGAGCUUUCCUUAUAUGGUUCAGCUCCAAAUAACACACAGUCAGCACAGAAAACUUUCUCCUUUGCUGUGAGGGAUUCAUUGAUUAAUAUUGGCCCUAUAAAAGAUUUUGCUUAUGGUUUAAGGGAUAAUGCUGAUCCCAAUGCCACGGGGAUUGCUAAACAGAGCAACUAUGAGCUGGUGUGCUGUUCUGGUCAUGGAAAAAAUGGUGCUCUUUGUGUGCUUCAGCAGUCAGUUCGCCCUGAGAUGAUUACUCAGGAACAAUUACCCGGUUGCAAGGGAAUAUGGACUGUGUACCACAAGAACACACGCAGUCAUAAUGUUGAUUCUUCAAGGACGGAUUUGGAGGAUGAUGAAUAUCAUGCAUAUUUGAUUAUUAGUUUGGAGACUCGUACCAUGGUUCUAGAGGCAGCCAGUAACCUAGAGGAAGUUACUGAAACUGUCGACUACUAUGUGCAGGGAGGUACAAUUGCUGCAGGAAAUCUCUUUGGGAGGCGUCGUGUUGUCCAAGUCUUUGCUCGUGGUGCUCGUAUACUUGAUGGUGCUUUUAUGACUCAAGAUUUAAGCUUUCGGGCUCCAAAUUCUGAAUCUGCUGUGGUCUCUGAAAGCUUGACAGUAUCAUCUGUUUCUAUAGCUGAUCCAUUUGUGUUACUGAGAAUGACAGAUGGAAGUGUUCAGCUUCUCGUAGGAGAUCCUUCUACAUGCUCAGUUUCUAUCAGCAUUCCAGCGGCAUUUGAGAACUCAAAGAAAUUGAUUUCUGCCUGUACGCUGUAUUAUGAUAAAGGACCCGAGCCAUGGCUUCGGAAAACAAGUACCGAUGCCUGGCUGUCAACUGGAAUACAGGAGGCAAUUGAUGGGGCUGAUGGUACAGCUCAUGAGCAGGGGGACAUAUACUGUAUUGUUUGUUAUGAAAGUGGCACUCUUGAAAUUUUUGAUGUGCCUAAUUUCAAUUGUGUUUUUUCUGUGGAUAAAUUUGUCUCUGGAAAGACCCAUCUUAUAGAUACCUUUAUCCACGAACCAUCAGGUGAUCCUCAAAAGACUCUGGAUAAAAAUACUGAAGAAAUGUCUGGCCAAGGCAGGAAAGAGAAUUCUCAAAACUUGAAAGUGGUUGAGUUGGCCAUGCAAAGAUGGUCAGGACACCAUAGUCGCCCAUUUCUUUUUGGAAUACUAACUGAUGGAACUAUUCUUUGUUACCAUGCUUACCUAUUUGAAGCUUCUGAGAAUGCUUCCAAAAAUGAGGAUCUUGCUUCUGGUCAGAAUUCUGCUACCCUUGGCAAUAUAAGCACUUCUAGGCUUAGAAAUCUCAGAUUUGUUCGUGUUCCAUUGGAUGCAUAUGCAAAGGAGGAGAUAUCUUCUGAAGCCCCGAGCCAACGAAUAACUCUCUUCAAGAAUGUGGGUGGUUACCAGGGGUUAUUCCUUUCUGGGUCAAGGCCAGCUUGGUUCAUGAUAUUUAGGGAACGGCUUCGGGUUCAUCUACAGCAAUGUGAUGGACCUAUUGCUGCCUUUGCUGUCCUUCACAAUGUUAACUGCAAUCAUGGUCUUAUAUAUGUGACCUCACAGGGUAUUCUGAAAAUUUGCAUGCUGCCUUCUGUAUCAAGCUACGACAACUAUUGGCCUGUUAAAAAGAUUCCAUUGAAGGGAACACCCCAUCAAGUCACUUAUUUUGCUGAGAAGAAUCUUUACCCGCUAAUUGUUUCAGUUCCAGUUAUUAAGCCAUUGAAUCAAGUUCUCUCAUCUCUGAUUGAUCAAGAAGUGGGCCAUCAAAUUGAGCAUGACAGCUUGAGUGUUGAUGGGAGUUACACUGUAGAUGAAUUUGAGGUCCGAAUUCUUGAGCCUGAAAAGUCUGGUGGCCCUUGGCAAACUAGGGCUACAAUCCCUAUGCAAAGUUCUGAAAAUGCACUUACUGUGCGAGUGGUUACAUUGCUUAAUACCACAACAAAAGAAAAUGAAACACUUCUGGCCAUUGGAACUGCUUAUUUACAGGGAGAAGAUGUUGCUGCAAGGGGGCGUGUGCUCUUGUAUUCUGCUGAAGUAAAUGCAGAUAACUCAAAGACUCUGGUUUCAGAAGUUUACUCAAAGGAGUUGAAGGGUGCCAUAUCUGCUCUAGCUUCACUUCAAGGUCACUUGCUGAUAGCUUCUGGUCCUAAGAUUAUACUGCACAAGUGGACAGGUUCCGAGUUGAAUGGUGUUGCCUUUUUCGAUGUUCCACCACUUUAUGUCGUGAGUUUAAACAUUGUAAAAAAUUUUAUACUCCUUGGUGAUAUUCACAAGAGCAUAUACUUUCUUAGUUGGAAGGAACAAGGAGCUCAACUUAGCUUGCUGGCAAAGGAUUUUGGGUCACUUGAUUGUUUUGCAACUGAGUUUUUAAUUGAUGGAAGUACACUCAGUCUUGUAGUUUCAGAUGAGCAAAAAAAUGUUCAGAUAUUUUAUUAUGCACCAAAGAUGUCAGAGAGCUGGAAAGGACAAAAGCUUCUUUCACGGGCUGAGUUUCAUGUUGGCGCCCAUGUGACUAAAUUCUUGCGGUUACAGAUGCUUCCUACAUCUGACAGAAACAAUGCUGCUCCUGGCUCUGAUAAAACCAAUCGCUUUGCGCUAUUGUUUGGCACCCUUGAUGGCAGCAUUGGUUGUAUUGCCCCUCUUGACGAACUCACCUUUCGUAGACUCCAAUCACUGCAGAAAAAGCUUGUUGAUGCUGUUCCCCAUGUUGCUGGAUUAAAUCCUAGGUCAUUCCGCCAGUUCCAUUCAAAUGGAAAAGCUCAUCGAUCUGGACCUGACAGCAUAGUUGAUUGUGAGCUGCUUCACCAUUACGAGAUGCUUCCAUUGGAGGAACAGCUUGAGAUUGCUCACCAGAUUGGGACAACUCGCUCACAGAUUAUGUCAAGUUUGCAUGAUCUUAAUCUAGGCACGAGCUUCUUGUGAGGGUAGACACUUGAAUUCAGCAAACAAGUUUGGUACGGCAAAAGGUGACAAGCCAGGUCCUUGUUGGACCUAUAUCAUGCCAUAUACAUAGAAUCUGGUCAUUUUGAUACAGCAAAAAUUGACUAGCUGGGCCGUCGCUGAUCCUAAAUUGCCAUCUGCAUAGAAUCUGGUCAUUUUUUGAUACAGCAAAAAUUGACUAGCCGGGUCCUUGGUGGUCCUAUAUCAUGUGCCAUCGACAUAGAAUCUGAUGAAAUCUAACCAAUUCAAUCUAAGAUUGGCUCCUCCUUUGCUCCUGCCGUGGAUGAAAGUGAACUCAUGUGUCACUUUUUAACAGGGACGGCCAAUUUUAUCUAUGCUAUGGGAGGGUGGGAAUAUGACCAAAACAGUUGUAAGCUUGAGAUCCUCGGAAAAUUUUGUGUGAACGCCCAUGCUUUCGGCCCACUGCCUGGAUUUAAUGUAUUUUCCAGUAGGAGCUGAGCCAAUUGUUCUAACAUGUAAAUAGAAGAUGCAAAUCUGUCUUACUCUUUCUUCUUUUGUUCUAUAUAUAUAUAUAUAUACUGUAGGAAUUGGGUUCAA
Molecule: messenger RNA, 5052 nt
Organism: Diospyros lotus (date-plum)
Lineage: Eukaryota; Viridiplantae; Streptophyta; Magnoliopsida; Ericales; Ebenaceae
Product: cleavage and polyadenylation specificity factor subunit 1
Exons: 26
Coding region: 106-4476 (1456 amino acids)
Cellular component (GO): nucleus
Molecular function (GO): protein binding; nucleic acid binding
Source: RefSeq, a predicted model, not a curated record